Molecule: messenger RNA, 1569 nt
Organism: Linum tenue
Lineage: Eukaryota; Viridiplantae; Streptophyta; Magnoliopsida; Malpighiales; Linaceae
Source: the annotation of a GenBank genome assembly
AUGGCAGGGUGGUCGAUGUUUGCAAAUGGCCCUUGUUUGGGGAGUGCUGAUGUUUAUGAUCACAAGCAGAAGACAAUUACCAAACAUGUCGCGAACGACAUUGUUGUUACUGACAAUAACCCUAACGACGACUAUGUUGUGAAACUGAGGAAACUGUUUGAUGAGGCGUUUUCAGUUUUCUAUGAUUUGGGUUAUAACAACGGGGAGUUCUUGAAGCCGGUUCAAGGGUUGCUUGGCGACGGCCAACCUAUUGAUCUGUUCAAGCUUUUCUAUGUGGUUGGAAACAGAGGAGGGUUUGAUUUGGUGAACGGAUGGUGGCAGUUUGUGAUGGAAGAACUAAGGAUGGAUCCCAAGUAUUCGGGCUGCAUUAAGUUGGUUUAUUUCAAGUACUUGUACAACUUGGAAAAAUGGCUGACUCAGAGCUAUAGUUACUGUGAGCAAGGCAGCGAUUCGGGCAAUUUCUCUGUUGAUUUGGAGACCAAGUUCAGGAGCGUUUUGGCGUACGAGAAUGGUAAAAAGAAUGGUAGAGUUGCCUCACUAGAACUCAAGAAAAGUGGCGGGGAGGAUGAUGACGAUGAUGAAGAUGUUAGUGGCGAUUACAAGAGUUAUGUUGACGGCGAUGCUUAUUACCUUGCUCAGAAAGAAUCACGCAAGAGGAAACGCGUUUCGUUGUCUGAAAUGCUUAGCUGGAUGGCUCGGGCUGCAGCAUGUCCCGACGCGGUCAUCUCCAAGUCAAACCAUACUGUGAAAGACAAUGACUUGAAGGCCAUGGCCAUCAAAGCUAGAGAUUUUCUGUUGAGGAGAAAGCCUGUUGAUUCGAGUGUUGUUCAGAAUUGUUCAAAGAACCAGCAAAAGAUGCAUCCAUCCAUGUAUGACGAUAUCAAGGUCGACCAAGCUGUGGAGAAGCCAAGAUGCAGAGGAAGACCACCUAAAUCAAGCAAGUCAUCAUUUUCUCAUGCUAAAGUUCCUAAAUGGACAGGGGAAGUAUACGAGAGUGACAGCAAGUGGCUAGGAACAACAAUAUGGCCUGUGGAAGAUGCAAACUCUGUCACUAAAGUUCAAAAGAAUCUUGCUGGUAAAGGAAGGCCUGAUUCCUGUAGUUGCCUGGUUCCAAACUCGGUUGGAUGUGUUCGAUUUCACAUUGCAGAGAGAAGGGUGGAACUGAAGCGGGAAUUAGGCCGGGCAUUUUUCAAGGGUGGAUUCAACCACAUGGGAGAAGAAGUGUCCCUCGGUUGGACUGCAGAAGAAGAAGAGAGAUUCAAGGAUAUGGUGAGAGAUAACCCUCCAUCUCAGGACAAGUGUUUCUGGGAUUGUGCUCAUAGGUAUUUUCCUCAGAAGACGAAGCAAGAGUUGGUCAGCUAUUACUUCAAUGUCUUCCAGGUUCGGCGGAGGAGUUACCAGAAUCGUGUGACGCCCAAAGAGAUUGAUAGUGAUGAUGAUGAAAAACAGUUUGGAUCUUUCACUGAUGGUUUUGGGCACGAUGCGAUCGACGUAGUUGAUGCUAGAGAUGUAUGUUUAGUGAAUCGGGCGCGAAAUGAGUACCCCCUAGACAUGAAGAUCAUUCACUGA